CGGCUGGGCCAAGCGCCCUUCAGCGCGGGGAGAAGGCGCCGGCGGGAGCUUCCGCUCGCCCGGAACAAAGCGGCAGGGGCGGGGCGGGGCGGGGCGGGGCUCGGUGCAGCGCGGGAGGCGGGUCCCGGCAGCAGCCCCGCGGGAGGCCGCCUCCGCGCGGGCCCGCGGCUUCUUUCUCGGCCCGCUCCGCCGGCAGCCCCAUGGCCGCGGCCCCGCUGGGCGGCGCCGCCGGGAGCCUGCUGCAGUUCCUGAGGCUGGUGGGGCAGCUCAAGAGAGUACCACGAACAGGCUGGGUGUACAGGAAUGUAGAGAAACCAGAGAGUGUAUCGGAUCAUAUGUACAGGAUGGCAGUCAUGGCUUUGGUGACUGAAGAUAAACAACUUAAUAAAGACAGAUGUGUACGACUAGCUCUUGUUCAUGAUAUGGCUGAAUGCAUUGUUGGAGAUAUAGCACCUGCAGAUAACAUCUCCAAAGAGGAGAAACAUCAGCGAGAGGAGGCAGCUAUGAAACAUUUGACCCAGCUGCUAUCAGAAGACCUGAGAAAAGAAAUCUAUGAACUCUGGGAAGAAUAUGAACACCAGUCUACAGCAGAAGCCAGAUUUGUAAAAGAGCUGGAUCAGUGUGAGAUGAUACUCCAAGCAUCUGAGUAUGAAGAGUUGGAAAAAAUGCCUGGAAGACUGCAGGACUUUUAUGAUUCCACUUCAGGAAAAUUUAAUCACCCAGAAGUAGUCCAGCUUGUGUCGUCCAUUAAUAUGGAAAGAAAUACAAAAAUAGCUGAUACAACAAGUGAGCCACCCUCUUGAGGCAUUUUAAAACUUCUGUAGCUAAAAUUUAUUUUCCUCCUUUUAGUGUUUUCCUGCUAAAGCAUCACUAAUUUUUCCAGGAAUGUUUUUUCUUUCCAUUAAUUGCUUGGAAUUCAUGGAAAAAUAUAGAUAAGGGAAAUGGGAUACAUUUUGCAUUUGAUAUCAUAGGAUGCCAAACAGUGUAAAUAGGGCUGUGUCUUUUUUUAAUUUGAUGAAACCUGUUUUGUCAAUUGCUUGACUCAAUUUUGAUUCAUCAUGAAAUACAGUAGAACCUCAAACACCAGAGUUAGAGACUGACUGGUCAACCAGACACCAAUGGAGACCAAAAAACCCCCCCCCAAAUAUGGUACUGGCUCAUAUUGCAUCUUAAAGGUAGGCACAUCUGGGCUGCCUGUCCCCACCCCUAUGUAUGGGGCACCUACUCACAGGUAGGAGUUGAAGAUGUUGAGAUGUGCAGGCAAAGCUGUGAGCCCAAGGCAGCUGGAGCAAAAGCAACAGUGGGGUCUACACUGCUUUCACCAGCAUCCCCCCACCACCCACAGUCGGGAGGGGGACAAGCUGGCCUGGGUAGUGAACUGCUGGAGCCAGAGCUAUGAACAACCUUUAUUCCUAAGGUGUUGGUAACUUGGAGGUUCUACUGUAUACUCAAGAGGCCAAAUAACCAGUGUUAGUCUGGUUUAUGGAAAAAGGUUCCAUAUGAUACCAGUCUCAUCUCAUGUGGCAUUGUUACAUUCACCUUACAUGUGAGCUCCCAAAGUUACACUCCAAAUGCUAUCUUUUUAUACAUUAAAAGGGUCAUCUAAAACUAGAUUUAACCAA
Molecule: messenger RNA, 1622 nt
Organism: Dermochelys coriacea (leatherback sea turtle)
Lineage: Eukaryota; Metazoa; Chordata; Testudines; Dermochelyidae
Gene: HDDC2
Product: HD domain containing 2
Exons: 6
Coding region: 201-803 (200 amino acids)
Cellular component (GO): cytoplasm
Molecular function (GO): 5'-deoxynucleotidase activity
Source: RefSeq, a predicted model, not a curated record